AUGAGUCCCAUACCGGAUAUGCAAUGGAAGGAGCAUGAAGUGGUGCCCAAGCCCAGUGACCCAGAGGAACUCAUACUGGAAGCAUGGGCGCAGGGCUAUCUGGUUGGGUCCCUCAUCAUCAUGGCCUUCAUCACGCUGGCCAACAUGAGGCGAGGCGUGCUGUUGCACAAGUUAAUUCUACUCGAACUCAUCCUCGGCAUAUGGCAAGGAUUUUGGCUCUUCUUCCCCAGUCCUGUCCACGCGUGGUGGCUCUCCGUUGCCGCCAUCUUCCUAAACGCUUCAUGGUCUCUGCAUAAUGUCAUUGCCUGGAUGAAGAUUAAACCAUUUCUCUCCAAGCCUGUCAGCUACAUCUUCAUCGGCACUGUAAUCCUCGCUCAGUCAUACUGGAUCCUGGAGAUAUACGCCAACUUCGCCUACUUCCAUGGCGUUAACAAGAUAUUUCUGUCUACACGGCCGUACGAGGCGCUAUGUCGCGAUCCUUGGUGGAUUUUCACCACCAUCUAUCUCUUCUGGGUCAUCAAGACCCAGUACGAACUGAGCCUCAAAGAAAUCAUACGCAUCUCGCCACGUUUCGGCAUCAUGUUGUUGUCCAUGUUGCUCAGCAUAAUCUUCAUCAUCCUAGACAUUCUUACCGUUACACGGGCUAUUGGUCUUCCAGGUCCUACAGGCAUCAAUCCCUUCUGGAAGUUUGCAUUUGUCUUCAAGUGCCUGACGGACUCUGUUGUUCUCGACGAUUUCAAGGUGGCGCUCGACCGCCUGCGAGCCUUCAGGAUCAGUCGAUUGGGCAGCUUUUCGGGUGACAUGAGCGAUAGUCGGAGUCGUCCUGACAACAACCUUGUCGCCACGUGGGAAGAGAUGGAGAGGGAAGCCAACGCGCUUCAGAAUGUGCGCAGCCCAGAUGGCGACUACAUACAUCCCAGCAACUUCCCAUACAAGCCAAAGCGGGCGCGCAGGCCUCACAAAGACUCAGUCAUGUUUCCCAAUCAACCGGAUUACCGGGACUCUAAUGCUGGAUUGGAUCCGGAAGAUAUUGUACCCAGUGCGUUAGGUGACGGUCCAAUGAGGGCGGAUGCACAACCCGUGCAGAAGAAACAACAUCAAUUUAUUGACGACAUGGUCAACCACAACAGAAGAGAUUUGGUUGCUGAGAACGACUAUGCUGAGGCGAUGAGGGAUAUGCAGCGAGAUAGUGUAUCCACACCUAUUCGAACGAGCGAAUCUACCCGUCGAGCCACGCCACCAGGCUGA
Messenger RNA from Alternaria arborescens, 1248 nucleotides. RefSeq lists its product as hypothetical. NCBI's taxonomy places the organism in Eukaryota, Fungi, Ascomycota, Dothideomycetes, Pleosporales, Pleosporaceae. The transcript has 3 exons. The coding region runs from base 1 to 1248 and encodes 415 amino acids. The record is from RefSeq and is a predicted model, not a curated record.